Molecule: messenger RNA, 1653 nt
Organism: Entrophospora sp. SA101
Lineage: Eukaryota; Fungi; Glomeromycota; Glomeromycetes; Entrophosporales; Entrophosporaceae
Source: the annotation of a GenBank genome assembly
AUGUUUUUUGGAAAUAAUAAGUUACAAAUCUCGAAUGAAAAUGAUAUUUUAUUUGAGUUUUCACCUAUUGAUGCAUUGAAAUAUGUUGAUGCUAGUAAAGAAGGUGGCGAAAAGGUUAAAGUUGCAUAUUCAGAUGAAUGGAGAAGGAAAAGUGCUAAUAAUAAUGAAGACAUUAAAGAUGUAAUAAAGCCAUAUGAUUGGACUUAUUCAACAUCAUAUUCUGGCACUUUAAUAAAUCCAACUGUUGAAAAGAAAUUUGAAAAAUCUGAUGAAAGAAUCAAUUAUGAAAAACUUCGAAUACCCGAGUCUAUUUUAUUUUAUGAUGAAGUGAUGUUAUUUGAGGAUGAAUUGGCUGACAAUGGAACUGCUAUAUUAAAUAUGAAAGUUCGUGUUAUGGAAUCGUGUUUUUUCAUAUUACAACGUUACUUUCUAAGAGUCGACGAUGUUUUAUUUAGAAUGAAUGAGACUAGAAUAUAUCAUGAAUUUGGUAACAAAUAUUUAAUAAGAGAAUAUUCAUCAAGAGAAGAAAAUUACAAUAAAAUACGUGAUAAGAUACCAAAGUAUAAAGGCAAUGACAUCUCUCAAUUAACAGAUCCAGAUUGGGUUUCUUCAAAGUUAUCACCAGCUACGGAUCCAAUAGUAGAAAAAUUGCUUCUUCCUAAAAAAGCUACUCUCUUCUCUUUUCACCAUGACAUUUCUUCAACGUUCGGCUUUUAUAGGAAUAAUAAUUUUUUAAGAACAUCAACAGCAGCAACUCGUAGUCCUUUUGUAUUUUAUGGCCGUAAUUAUGUUACCGAGACAAGUAGUAAUUCCGGCACAAUUCAAGCUGUAAUUGGUGCAGUUGUUGAUGUACAAUUCGAGGAAAAAAGUUUACCGCCAAUUUUAAAUUCGUUAGAAGUACAAAAGCCAGAUGGUAAUCGUCUUGUUCUUGAAGUGGCUCAACAUCUUGGACAAAAUGUUGUUAGAACAAUAGCUAUGGAUGGUACAGAAGGUCUUGUUCGUGGUCAAAAAGUUUUAGACACAGGUUCACCAAUUAAAAUCCCCGUGGGUCCUGAAUGUUUAGGACGCAUCAUCAAUGUUAUCGGAGAACCAAUCGAUGAACGUGGUCCAAUUAACACAAAAAAAACUGCUGCUAUUCAUGCAGACGCACCAGAAUUUGUUGAUCAAUCCACUGCUCCUGAAAUUCUUGAAACUGGUAUUAAGGUUGUGGAUUUGUUGGCUCCUUAUGCAAGAGGUGGCAAAAUUGGAUUGUUUGGUGGCGCUGGCGUAGGAAAAACUGUGUUGAUUCAGGAGUUGAUCAAUAACAUUGCAAAAGCUCAUGGUGGUUACUCGGUGUUUUGUGGUGUUGGCGAGAGAACGCGCGAGGGAAACGAUUUGUACCAUGAAAUGAUUCAAACCGGUGUGAUAAAACUUGAUGGUGAAUCAAAAGCUGCGCUUGUCUUCGGUCAAAUGAACGAACCACCAGGUGCUAGAGCUCGUGUUGCUUUAACUGGUGUCACUAUUGCUGAAUAUUUCCGUGAUGAUGAAGGUCAAGAUGUGCUACUUUUUGUUGAUAACAUUUUCCGAUUCACUCAAGCUGGUUCAGAAGUGUCUGCUUUGUUGGGUCGUAUUCCCUCUGCUGUAGGUUAUCAACCUACCUUAAGGUAUUUUUGA